AGCACCUUUGUCGUUGUCAUUGAAGAAAUCUACAAAAUGGGCAAUCGCCAUACCACUUCUUCAAGUCACCAAGGCUUUGAUGCUGCUCGAGAUGCCAAGAAGCUGAACAAGGCCUGCAAGGGGAUGGGAACAGAUGAAGCUGCCAUCAUUGAAGUCUUGUCAAGUAGAACAGCAGACCAGAGACAGCAAAUAAAGAAGAAAUACAAGACCACGUAUGGCAAGGAACUGGAAGAGGUGCUGAAGAGUGAGCUCAGUGGGAAUUUUGAGAAGACAGCCUUAGCCCUCCUGGAUCUUCCCAGUGAAUACAGUGCCCGAGAGUUGCAGAAGGCCAUGAAAGGCAUUGGGACCGAUGAAUCUGUGCUGAUCGAGAUUCUCUGCACCAGAACCAAUAAGGAAAUCAAGGAAAUAAAAGAGGCAUACCAAAGGCUAUUUAACAGUAACCUUGAAUCUGAUGUCAAAGGCGACACCAGUGGAGACUUUAAAAAGAUUCUUGUGUCUUUGUUACAGGCUGACCGAGAUGAAGGGGAGAAUGUUGAUAAAGAUCUAGCCAGUCAGGAUGCAAAAGAUCUCUAUGAUGCAGGGGAAGGUCGUUGGGGCACAGAUGAACUGGCUUUCAAUGAGGUCCUGGCAAAGAGAAACUACAAGCAACUGAGGGCCACCUUCCAAGCCUAUCAAAUUUUAAUCGGCAAGGAUAUCGAAGAGUCCAUUGAAGAAGAAACAUCUGGAGACUUGAAGAAGGCCUACUUAACUCUAGUGAGAUGUGCCCGAGACUGUCCAGGCUACUUUGCUGAGCUCUUGUACAAGUCCAUGAAGGGAGCUGGGACUGAUGAAGAGACUUUAAUCCGAAUCAUUGUAACCAGGGCUGAGGUUGAUCUCCAGGCAGUGAAAGAAAAGUUCAAAGAGAAAUACCAGAAAUCCCUUGCUGACACCAUAUGCUCUGACACAUCUGGGGACUUCAGGAAGCUGCUAUUGGCUCUCCUACACUGAGCCUAGCGCGGAGCAGCAAGAACACAGGAGAGAACUACCUUUAUCAUGGGCACUUUCCCUAUCCUGAUGAAAAAUAUGAGACGGGCAGGAAAAGCCAUGGAGUGCACGAGUUUAUUUUCCAAGCCCUGUUUGCUACAGCUGGCCUAGCAGCCUUGGUUGAGGGUAUUGUUCUCAGUGGGCUUGUGUAGUUAAUCCAAACUGAAAUGUACCGGCCUAAAAUAAUGUGCUCUCUCGCUCUCUCUCUCUCUCUCUUUCUCUCUUCCUCUUUAACUUGUUACUGAAUGUUUACAGAGUACAAUAGCAGAGUGCAAA
Molecule: messenger RNA, 1299 nt
Organism: Dromiciops gliroides (monito del monte)
Lineage: Eukaryota; Metazoa; Chordata; Mammalia; Microbiotheria; Microbiotheriidae
Gene: ANXA13
Product: annexin A13
Exons: 11
Coding region: 37-987 (316 amino acids)
Cellular component (GO): cytoplasm
Molecular function (GO): calcium ion binding; calcium-dependent phospholipid binding
Source: RefSeq, a predicted model, not a curated record